Messenger RNA from Closterium sp. NIES-65, 1167 nucleotides. The record is from the annotation of a GenBank genome assembly. Lineage: Eukaryota; Viridiplantae; Streptophyta; Zygnematophyceae; Desmidiales; Closteriaceae.
AUGGCUUCCCCUAGCGUUCUCACCUUUAACGCUGAGGGUCGGGCAGUGGACUUUGAGGUCUGGGUAGAUGAUCUGCAGCUUUUCCUGCAGUGCGAUAGGGCAAACGGCCUCUCCCUGUUCGACCUCACUUCUGGUGCCUCCCCUGCCCCUGCUGCUAAUGCUGACGCCACUGUUCGGUCACAGUGGGCCACACGUGACGCUGCUGCUCGCCUUGCUGUGCGCCGCCACUUACCGACCACUGAGCGUGCACACUUUAGCCAGUACAAGAGUGCUCAGACCUUGAACCACUUCCUCUCUGUUUGCCCCACCACUCUCACCGUUGACCUCCUCGAGAAGGCCCUCCUAGCGAUAGAGAAGAGCAUAUUCGCUGUAGGAGCCUCUCGUGGUGACCCUCGCACCCCCGUCUUUGAGGGGUGUUCUCCCUCCCCCCUCUUGCCCUCCGUUGCCUCUGCUGCUGCGGCCGACCUCGUUGGUUUCGAGUCGGUCGGCGCUGCGUCUACCCCGAGCGGGAGACGCCGCACUGGCAAGGGCAAGGGGGGCAAGGGCACUGGAGGAGGUGGAGGGGGCGGUGGAGGUGGUGGUGGAGGCGGUGGAGGGAGUGGGGGUGGUGGUGGGAGUGGUGCUGGGGGUGGCGGCGGCGGCGGCAGCAGUGGAGGCGGUGGAGAUCUGGCUGAGGCCGGGGUUUCUAUCUUUGAUCUUGACUUUGAUGCUAUUCUUGUUGCCAUGUAUGCUCUUGCUGAUAGUGUUGAGGGUGCGUGUUACCUGUGUGUACUGCCUGACCCGGGCAUUGAGGCUGCUGCGCUAGGUGCUGGUGAGACUUCUGCUCUAGGUGCUAGUGCGUCUGCUGCCCUAGGUGCCAGUGCGUCUGCCGCCCCAGGUGCUGGUGAGUCUGCUCUCUCAGGUACUACGUCGGCUCAGGCCUUCCACACCUUCACCAUGGACUCGGGUGCGUCCCGCUCCUUCUUUCGAGACCGCACCACUCUUACGCCGUUUAGUCGGCCGGUUGCAGUCUCCCUGGCAGACCCCUCUGGGGGUCCUGUCCUUGCUAGCUUCUCCACUGUCCUUCCGUGCCCUGCAGCCCCCUCUGGCACCCUGUCUGGUCUGUACCUCCCCUCGUUCUCUACGAACCUGGUGAGUGGAGCGGACCUACAGGAUCGAGGGGCUUAG